This is a messenger RNA of Cyphellophora attinorum, 1071 nucleotides long. RefSeq names its product Homoserine O-acetyltransferase. NCBI's taxonomy places the organism in Eukaryota, Fungi, Ascomycota, Eurotiomycetes, Chaetothyriales, Cyphellophoraceae. The transcript has 5 exons. Gene Ontology annotation, molecular function: acyltransferase activity, transferring groups other than amino-acyl groups. The record is from RefSeq and is a predicted model, not a curated record. Bases 1 to 1071 code for a protein of 356 amino acids. Gene Ontology annotation, biological process: biosynthetic process.
AUGACCGAAGGCGUGCAGAAAUAUGAUCUCGGCGACUUCAAGCUGCAAGGUGGUGACUCUUUACCCGGGGCAUGGAUAGCCUACAAGACAUUCGGCGACAAGAGCUUGCCAGCUGUUUUGUACCCUUCAUGGUACUCUGGCCUAAUCAAGGACAACGAGUGGCUCAUUGGCGAGAAAAUGACCCUGAACCCGAAGAAGUACUUCAUCAUCAUCACGGCUUUGUUUGGAAACUCCGAAUCGAUCUCGCCAUCCAAUUCGGAUAUUGCUCCUUUUCCAAAAGUGACGUUCUAUGACAAUGUCAGAGCACAGCACCAGCUGUUGACGCAAGGACUUGGUAUCAAGCAUCUUCGGGCCGUCACUGGCUGGAGUAUGGGAGCCGGCCAGUCCUUCCAGUGGGCGACGCAGUAUCCAGAUUUCAUGGACAUUUGUGUACCCUUUUGUGGCUCAGCGAAAACCUCCUUGCACAAUCAGGUAUUUCUUGAAGGCGUCAAGUCGGCUUUGCUGGCAGCGAAGAAGACUUCCUCGGCAGGCUCGACGUUUGGAAGAGUUGAGACCAAAGGGUCGGAAGUUAGGAAGUGGACCGAAGAGGAAAGAACCGUUGGUCUCAAAGCGUUCGGCAGAGGCUAUGCCGGAUGGGGUUUCUCGCAAUCAUUUUAUCGCGAGAAACUGCAUGAGAAGUAUUAUGGCGCGAAAGACCUUGAAGACUUUAUGGUCACGUUUUGGGAGGGAUACUGGCUGCAGAAGGACCCGGAGAACCUACUGGUCAUGCUGCACACUUGGCAGGCAGGCGAUGUCUCUAAGCAGGAGCCAUACAAUGGUAAUUUCGAGGCAGCUAUGAAAGCAAUCAAAGCGAAAACACUGGUGCUGCCGGCCAAAACCGACCUUUACUUUCCGCCCGAGGACUCUGAGAUCGAGGUGCAGAACAUGUCGCCUGGUGUCGGCGAGCUUGACAUAUAUCCCACGAUCUGGGGCCAUUGGGCAGGUGGGCCUCCGGGUAACAUGGACGACGUGAAAUGGCUCGAUGAGAGACUGGCCAAGUACUUCGAGUCAGCGCCGCGCCGCGACGGGUGA